AUGGGCUUAGAAAAGUUUCAGCGUUAUCCCUUGACGUUUGGCCCCUCUCCAAUCACCCAUAUGAAGAGACUAUCUGCGGCACUGGGGGGCGACGUGGAGAUCUAUGCAAAGAGAGAAGACUGUAAUAGUGGUCUAGCAUUUGGAGGGAACAAGCUCAGAAAGCUCGAGUACCUAGUGCCGGAAGCUGUGGACGGUGGAUACGAUACCUUGGUCUCAAUUGGAGGCAUCCAGUCCAACCAAACCAGACAAGUCGCCGCGGUUGCUGCCCACUUAGGGAUGGAUUGCGUACUUGUGCAGGAAAACUGGGUGGAUUAUCAAGCAGAGGUCUACGACAAGGUUGGAAAUAUUGAGUUAUCCAGAAUCAUGGGAGCUGACGUAAGACUAAAUUCGGCUGGAUUUGACAUAGGAAUCAGAAAAAGCUGGCAGGAAGCCAUGGAGAGCGUCAAAGCAAAGGGUAAAAAGCCAUUCCCCAUCCCUGCUGGCUGCUCUGAACAUCCUUACGGUGGCUUGGGCUUUGUGAACUUUGCUCAUGAAGUGGUAGAACAGGAGAAAACCCUUGGUUUCGAGUUUGAUUACAUUGUAGUUUGCGCUGUUACUGGGAGCACCAUGGCAGGAAUGGUGGUAGGCUUUGCAUUCCAUGACCGCCAAAAGAAAGUCAUUGGAAUAGAUGCUUCGGCAAAGCCUGAGCAGACAAGAGAGCAGAUUUUUAGAAUCGCUAGAAACACAGCGGAGCUCGUUGAACUUCCUUUUCAACUAACCCCAGAUGAUAUUAUUUUAGACGAAAGAUUUGGGGGGCCGGCCUACGGCCUACCAAACGAAGGCACCAUGGAGGCUAUCAGACUUUGUGGUAAGUCUGAGGGGGUUCUGGUUGAUCCCGUUUACGAAGGCAAGUCUAUGGCGGGUCUCAUUGGCCUCAUAAAAGAACAAAAAAUCCCCAAAGGCUCUAAAGUCCUUUACGUCCACUUGGGAGGGGCUCCCGCUUUGAAUGCAUAUGCGGAUCUGUUUGUUCAAGGCUAA
This is a messenger RNA of Lachancea dasiensis, 1017 nucleotides long. Lineage: Eukaryota; Fungi; Ascomycota; Saccharomycetes; Saccharomycetales; Saccharomycetaceae. The record is from the annotation of a GenBank genome assembly.